Messenger RNA from Acanthosepion pharaonis, 2196 nucleotides. Lineage: Eukaryota; Metazoa; Mollusca; Cephalopoda; Sepiida; Sepiidae. The record is from the annotation of a GenBank genome assembly.
AUGAUUGUUACUCUCCUCCUCCUCCUCCCCCUCCUCCUCCUCUUCCUUCUCUUCUUCCUUCUUCUCUUUCUCCCCCUCCUCCUACUCCUUCACCAGCGACUACAAUUUGCCUCUUUUCCUUAUGUUACUCAUCUGGCAUGCUUGUGCACUGUUUACAGAUUUCUUUUUCAUACUUCACCUCCGACCCUCUUUAUUCUCCGCUGUUAUCAUUUUCUUUCUUUCUUUCUUUCUUUCUUUCUUUCUUUCUUUCUUUCUUUCUUUUCCCUCCCUUCGUCUCCUUUAUUUGUUUUUUUUUCCUUUUGCGACCUUUCGUCUUCCCUUCUUAGCAUUUUAUAUGCUUCCGUUUCUUUGUUUCUUUGUUUCUUUGUUUCUUUUCUUUCUUUCUUUCUUUCUUUCUUUCUUUCUUUUUUCCUCCUUUCGUCUUCUUUUAUUUGUUUUUUUCUUUUGCGACCUUUCGUCUUCCUUCUUAGCAUUUUUUAUGCUUCCCUUUCUUUUCUUUCUUUCUUUUUCUUUUCUUUCUUUCUUUUUCUUUCUUUCUUUCUUUUCUUUUCUUUCUUUCUUUUAUUUCUUUCGUUUUUCUUUCUUUCUUUUCCUCCUUUCGUCUUCUUUAUUUGUUUCUUCCUUUUGGUGACCUUUGUCUUCCCUUUCUUAGCAUUUUAUAUGCUUCCUUUUCUUUUCUUUCUUUCUUUCUUUCUUUCUUUCUUUUCUUCUUUUUUCUUUCUUUCUUUUCCCUCCCUUCGUCUUUUUAUUUCAUUUUUUAUAUAUGCUUCCUUUUCUUUCUUCUUCUUUCUUUCUUUUUUUUUCUUUCUUUCUUUCUUUCUUUCUUUCUUUUUUCCUCUUUCGUCUUCUUUUUUUCAUUUUAUAUGCUUCCGUUUCUUUUCUUUCUUUUUCUUUCUUUUUUCUUUUCUUUUUUCUUCUUUUUCUUUGUUUCUUUUUUUCUUUCUUUCUUUCUUUCUUUCUUUUUCUUUUCCCUCCUUUUCGUCUUCUUUAUUUGUUUUUUUCCUUUUUGCGACCUUUCGUCUUUCCCUUCUUAGCAUUUUAUAUGUUUUUCUUUUCUUUCUUUCUUUCUUUCUUUCCUUUCUUCUUUCUUUUCUUUCUUUCUUUUCUUUCUUUCUUUUUUUCCUCCCUUCGUCUUCUUUAUUUCUUUCUUUUUUGCUUUCUUUUUUAAGCAUUUAUAUGCUUUCCUUUCGUCUUUUCUUUCUUUCUUUUUUCCUCUUUCUUUCUUUUCUUUCUUUCUUUUCCUCCCUUCGUCUUCUUUUUAUUUCAUUUUUAUAUGCUUCCUUUUUUUUUUCUUCUUUCUUUCUUUCUUUCUUUCUUUCUUUCUUUCUUUCUUUCUUUCUUUCUUCAUGGCAUGGACGAACAUCACUUCUUCCCGCCUUCUUUUUCUUUCUUUUUCGACAUUUACUUAAAUCUAUCUAUCUAUCUAUCUAUCUAUCUAUCUAUCUCUAUCUAUCUACAUUCAUUAUCUAUCUAUCUCAUCUAUCUAUCUAUCUAUCUAUCUAUCUAUCUAUCUAUCUAUCUAUAUAUAUAUUCAAAUCUAUCUAUCUAUCUAUCUAUCUAUCUAUCUAUCUAUCUAUCUAUCUCUCUAUCUAUCUAUCUAUCUAUCUAUCUGUAUCUAUCUAUCUAUCUAUCUAUCUAUCUAUCUAUCUAUCUAUCUAUCUAUCUAUCUAUCUAUGUUCAUAUCGAUCUAUCCAUUCAAAUCUAUGUACGCAUCUAUCUAUUCACAGCUGUCUAUCUAUUUAUCUAUCUGUAUAUUCACAUCUAUCUAUCUAUCUAUCUAUCUAUCUAUCUAUCUAUCUAUCUAUCUAUCUAUCUAUCUAUCUAUCUAUAGAUAGAUAUAGUGAGAAAUAUGUUAAACUGGAAAAUUUCUUUGGCUCCGCUCCACCUCUUUAUAUCACCGUUCUUGUCAUCCCACCCGUCCCUGCACUUGGGUUUUCUUGCUUGUCUUUCUUCGUUUCCAUCUUGAGACCCGCUCCUCACACCUUUCAUCUGCUCAUUAUUCAUAACAUGACCGCCCCUCCCCACCACAACACCAUCACAAUACACUACCCCCCCCCGCCUCCUGUUCAUCCAUUAUCUUCCCUUCUCUUUAAAUCGUUUGGCUUGCAUUCCGAUGGACACUCUCCGGCCGCUGUAAUUCACUUCUUUCUUUCUUCUUUCUUGAAUUCUUUCUUUCUUUCUUUCUUUCUUUCUUGA